Molecule: messenger RNA, 3213 nt
Organism: Phytophthora sojae
Lineage: Eukaryota; Oomycota; Peronosporomycetes; Peronosporales; Peronosporaceae
Exons: 2
Coding region: 1-3213 (1070 amino acids)
Source: RefSeq, a predicted model, not a curated record
AUGCCGUCGCCCCCGUCGUCCGCGCGGCGGCGAGGCGCGCAGUUCCUCGGGGCCGACGAGUUCGACGAGCUGCCCGUGAGCCAGCGCAGCCUGGACGCCCUCCCCAGCGGCAGCAGCAGCGUCAGCAGCGACCGACGACGGCGACGACGCCGAGACACGAGCACCGAGCUGGAGACGCUCUCCAGCCACGAGUUCCGACGCCGAGCGGCCUCCGAGUCGGUCAUACCAGACGCAGAGCCCUCCAGACAGCAGCGGCAGUCGGUGACUAAGGAGAACUGCCCGCUGUUCGAGGACCUGACGCGGCUGGCCGACAAGAACGAGCCCGUGCACUUCGACACGUUCCGAGAGAGCUCAAUACGACGCAACAGUCGACUAAACACGGAGCUGCUGGAGGCGUAUCUUGCCUACUGCAAGUCCAUCGGCCACGAGCCGAACAUCCAACUGACAGGGGGUGUAACGGGGGAUAAGGACGAUGAAGGUCCCAAUGUGGCAGCGGCGUAUAUAUCUGAACGGCCGUGUGUACCGGAGCGGAAGCACUUUUGGACGGACUUUAUAGGCACCAGAUACAGCAAGCGACGAGGUUGCGUGCAGUUCUGGACGUGGCUGGGUAUUGGUGUGGGCAUUGUCAUUUGGCUCGGAUUCUCGCUCUCAUCGCUGCAUCUGAAUGAGGUGCUGCAUCUGGACGCGUUCACGGUCCAGAACGUGCAGGUCACGCAAGACUACACGUACCUGCAUUUCCUCGAAGAGGUCGACUUUCAUCUCACGUACACCAUCGAGACGCCGAGUCCGAGCUCCAGUGCGAACCCCAACUCGUCGUAUUUUAACGCGCUGCUGCUCAACGAGGACGAGUACGAGCACUACGUGGAAGGCGAGCCGUUCGAGUACGUUGAAGAAGGCUCCAAGUUGCGGACGACGUACGCGCAUUUGCCGCGCACAUACAUCGACAACACGAUCAAGGAGACCAUGUACUUCGUCAUCCAGCCAUGCUACCUCGAGCGUGACCCCACGGGUGACUACUGCCAAACGGGGCAACUGCCAUCAAGUGUGAGCUCCGAUGAGAAGAUCUACAACCUGGACAAGGACAAGAAAAUGAGCAAGGAAGCUGCGUGGGAGCACUUCAACGCCACGUACAUCUCGGUUAACCCGAUGCCCGUGGCGUGCAGUUCGUCUGGAAUUGUCGGUGGUGCGUAUUUAUUGCUGUUCUUACCAUACGUGAUCAUCACGCUGUUUGGACUGCGAGUUUUCCAGAUGAUCACGCAUUGCGAGAGCUUCCAGAAGAACAUCGAGCGCAUCUACGCCCGCGAACUAAACGUGCCUGAGAAUGAGGUGGACUAUUGGCAGCCGAUGCCUUGGGAUCGGAAGGUGCCUAAAACCAGGCUGUGCGGGCCGUGCUGCUGGAAGAAGUUCCGUCGGCCAUUUGAGCCCUUUUACACUUGGUGGCGGCACGAGAACUACUUCACGUGGGUCUUUUGCCCAUACCGGAACGAGCAAUUGUCGCGGGGCGAGCGGGCCCUGAUCGUUGUGUGCUCACUGUACAUUACGUUCUACGUGCUGUUCAUCAUCGUGAUGCUGCGAGACUCGUGGGGUGCAGACAUCACGAUCUUCACGUCUGUGGUGCUGUACGCCAUCAUGGUGUCGGUGAUGCCUUCUGCUGGCAAAGCCAUUUUCAAGGAGCUGUUCAAGUUGAUCUUCCGCCAGCGGCGCAAGUACUUCCGAGCCAAGGCUGCUGGUGGAGAUCUAAGCGGGUUUUCGUUCCGGCUCGCGUUCAUCUUGCAGAUUCUGGUGGUUGUGCUGCUUACGUUGGCGCAGGCUCCGAUCUUCUACAUCUGGGCAUUCCGCAGUUGCCUCUUCCUUAAGCAGUUUAUCUACUACGGCGUGCUAGCAGCGAUCGCGCGCAUGUCGCUCAUGGGGUUAGUUCAGGACUUUGUGUGGUACCUGAUCAUCAAGACCUGGGGGUGGAAGGACCUGUGUCCGUACUGCACGGAGCGUAUCAAGCACUGCGACUGCUUCAAUGAUGAAGUGCUGGUGCUCGCAGUUCAACACGUUGGGCCCAAGUGGGAGCUCAUUCACCUCCUCGAUGGACUUCUCGCGAGACAGAAUAAUUAUGAACCGCAGUUUGAGCUCUACACGUCCGAGCAACUGCGCGAGCGCUGGGAUGUAAUCGUGGAGCGAGCCGAGGCCCACAUGGAGAAGGUCGAGAAACUGCGCGCGUACCGAGAGAAGAAGCGUCAAGACGCAUUGCGUCAUGACCGUAUUCGACGCAGCUUUGCGAGCUUUAUGUCGUUCCAAGGCACAGCGCAGGCGGUUCACCCCGACACCGACCAAGUCGACGAUGGCGCCACCAAAGGCCGUAAGAUCUCCGAUGCCAGCGAUCAUGAAGAAGACCCAGAUCAUGAUCAGUUGGAGCACAUGUGCAACAUGCGUGAGAAGAAGAUUUUGUCACUGAACAGCAAGAUUCAGCUGGACGAGUUCGAGAAGCACUACGACUCCAACAUCUCGGACGUCUUCCACGCACUCGCACGCUCCGUUACCAAGCGUCGUCGUCACGAGAAGCACGAGCAUUCCAGACACGACAACGAAGGAGAUGAGGACAAAGCGGACGAAGACAAACGGACCACGCUUACAACGCGCCAGAGCAGCAGCGACUCGAGUAGCAGCGACGGCGAGACCAUGUGGGUAUUCGACACACCGGCGCAGCGUCUCGAGCGCCGUGAGGAGGAGAAGCUGCAACGCAAACGGGCGUUCCGCGUGUUAAAGGACUACAACAUUCACAGCGUGGCUCCGUCUUCAGAGCAUUCGGCCCCAGCACCUUCAGCGUUGUCCCCUUCCGGUCCGGUGCACGCUGCAACCGGCCGAUUGGCACGACAAGACACAAGACACGUGCCGCUAUUGUCGACCCGCCACAAAGACACCACGCCCCGCGAAGAAGACCUGGUGAUCCUCGUGCCGGACGCGCACAGCAAGAACAAGAACAACCUGGACGCAAUGGCCAACGCCCGCGUGGAGGACGACUACGAUGACGAAGAAGACAGCGACUUCCCGAGCGACUUGGAGCGCGGGCAGUCGCGCUCUGCGUCGUCGUCGCAAGCUGCAGCUGCAGGCAACCGGGUCUACGCCGUGACGGAGCGGCCCAAGACGCUGUUCCGGCGGAUGUCCACUUCAGCAUCGGCGUUCGCUGCGUGGGCGCUGGACUACGACCCGAAGGCUGCAUGA